Molecule: messenger RNA, 3377 nt
Organism: Rubroshorea leprosula
Lineage: Eukaryota; Viridiplantae; Streptophyta; Magnoliopsida; Malvales; Dipterocarpaceae
Source: the annotation of a GenBank genome assembly
CAGUUAGGGUUUAUCUGUAUUUAACUAUUACAUCGAUCGGAGCCGCUCCGAUCGGCAAGUUUCUUUCUUUUUUUGUAUGUAAAAAUUGGAGUAAAACCGAAGAUUAAUAUGAAAUCCAUGGAGGUCAGCGUCUUCUGGAUUUGUUUGCUUCUGCUUACUUGCUCAAAUUUCAUUCGGGCCGAGGACUCCACAACUAACAAGUUCCGAGAGCGACGGGCGACCGACGACGAACUUGGUUUUCUGGAAAUAGAUGAGGAUGCAUUGUUGAACACACGGUGUCCUCGAAAUUUGGAGUUGAGAUGGCAAACUGAAGUUAGCUCUAGCAUAUAUGCAACUCCAUUGAUAGCAGAUAUCAAUAGUGAUGGAAAGCUUGAUGUGGUAGUUCCCUCAUUUGUUCACUAUCUUGAAGUUCUAGAGGGUUCUGAUGGAGACAAAAUGCCAGGCUGGCCAGCUUUUCACCAAUCAACUGUGCAUUCUAGUCCUCUUUUGUAUGAUAUUGAUAAAGAUGGUGUGAGAGAGAUUGCCCUAGCUACAUACAAUGGCGAAGUGCGCUUUUUCAGGGUGUCAGGCUAUAUGAUGAUGGAAAAAUUGGAAGUCCCUCGCAGGAAAGUUCGUAAAGAUUGGUAUGCAGGCUUGCAUUCUGAUCAGGUGGACCGUUCUCAUCCAGAUGUUCAUGAUGAUUUGUUGGUCCAGGAGUUGGCGGAAAGGAAUUCAGUUGCCCAAACAAAUGGAAGUACACCUGAAUCUAACAAUACAGCAUCUACAUCAACAGAAAGACAGCCAUAUCCGGCAAAUGCAACCAGUGUAGAUGCUGGAAGGAAAAUGAAUGAAAGUCAAACAGAGGAAAACAUCAAAUUGCCUUCUAGUCCUGAUAAUUCUUCUGUAAAUGGUGGGCCAGUGGGAAUGAAUAAUACAGAGAAUAGAACAAGAACUAGUCCUGAUAAUUCUUCUGUAAAUGCUGGGUCAGUGGGAAUGAAUAAUACAGAGAAUAGAACAAGUUCUGGGAGACGGCUUCUGGAAGAUGAUGACUCAAAAGGGUCACAGGAAGGUGGUUCUGAGUCUAAAAAUAACAAUGAUGGUUUUCAGACUGUGGAAAAUGAUGAAGGUUUAGAAGCAGAUGCAGAUGCAUCAUUCGAGUUACUCCGUGAUACUGAAGAGUUAGCUGAUGAAUAUAGUUAUGACUAUGAUGAUUAUGUUGAUGAAUCCAUGUGGGGAGAUGAAGAGUGGACUGAAGAGCAACAUGAGAAGCUGGAAGAUUAUGUGGAUAUUGAUUCACACAUCUUAUGUACUCCUGUCAUUGCUGACAUCGACAAUGAUGGGGUAUCAGAAAUGAUUGUUGCUGUUUCCUACUUCUUUGAUCAUGAGUAUUAUGACAACCCAGAGCACAGUAAGGAGCUUGGUGGUAUUGAUAUCAGAAAAUAUGUUGCUGGUGGUAUUGUUGUUUUCAAUCUUGACACAAAACAGGUUAAAUGGACUACACCACUAAAUGUCAGUACAGACAGCGAAAACUUUCAUGCAUAUAUAUACUCUUCUCCUACUGUUGUUGAUUUGGAUGGCGAUGGGAACUUGGACAUUCUUGUUGGAACUUCAUUUGGCUUGUUCUACGUCUUGGAUCAUCAUGGAAACAUCAGAGAAAAGUUUCCUCUUCAAAUGGCUGAAAUUCAAGGUGCUGUAGUAGCAGCUGAUAUAAAUGAUGAUGGCAAGAUUGAACUAGUGACAACAGAUUCACACGGAAAUGUUGCUGCUUGGACUGCAGGAGGAGUUGAGAUUUGGGAAAAUCAUCUGAAGAGUCUUGUUCCACAGGGUCCUUCCGUGGGUGAUGUUGAUGGAGACGGCCAUACUGAUCUUGUGAUUCCCACUGUAUCAGGAAAUAUUUAUGUUCUCAGUGGAAAGGAUGGUUCAAUAGUCCGUCCUUAUCCUUACAGAACUCAUGGGAGAGUGAUGAAUCAAGUUCUUCUAGUUGAUUUAAGCAAACGUGGGGAGAAAAGCAAGGGACUGACUAUUGUUACUACAUCUUUUGAUGGAUAUUUGUACCUGAUAGAUGGACCCACAUCGUGUGCUGAUGUUGUUGACAUUGGUGAAACUUCAUACAGUGCAGUCUUGGCAGACAAUGUUGAUGGUGGAGAUGAUCUUGAUCUUAUUGUUACAACUAUGAAUGGAAAUGUCUUUUGCUUCUCUACUCCUGCUCCACACCAUCCGCUUAAGGCAUGGAGAUCAACAAAUCAAGGAAGAAACAAUGCUGCAUACAGAUACAACCGUGAGGGCAUUUAUGUUACCCAUUCAUCAAGGGCUUUCCGUGAUGAGGAAGGCAAAAGCUUCUGGGUGGAGAUUGAGAUUGUAGAUAAACAUCGAUACCCAUCAGGGAAUCAAGGGCCCUAUAAUGUCACCACAACCUUGUUAGUCCCGGGUAACUACCAAGGAGAAAGGAGGAUAAGGCAAAACCAGAUUUUCAACAUUCCUGGAAGAUAUCGCAUAAAACUUCCAACUGUUGGGGUAAGGACUACAGGGACCAUUGUGGUGGAGAUGGUUGACAAGAAUGGACUCUAUUUCUCAGAUGAUUUCUCCCUCACAUUCCAUAUGCAUUAUUACAAACUUCUGAAGUGGCUUCUUGUCCUACCAAUGCUGGGAAUGUUUGGCGUGCUUGUCAUCCUUCGUCCACAGGAGGCCAUGCCUUUGCCAUCAUUCUCACGGAAUACUGACUUGUAACUGCCGUCCUCUAUUAGACCACAACACUUUCGAAGGUUACCAAAGCAUGCCUAGAACCAAAAGGUCAGUUAUAUUGGCAACUUUAGAUAUUGAAUCCUUCAAAUUUAGAUAGCCAAACACAAAUGAUUACCAGUUGCUUAGAAGGCAGUAUGCUUAAACUGAAAUUUAAAUUUUGGACUUUAGAGGAAAUAUGGAAGUUGUAACAUAGUUGAAUUUGAGUUUAUUGUUAGCUAAGCGAGGAAAUUGAUAAUUAUCCACACUCAUUACUGAAUGUGAAGUCUCCUCUCUUAUCCAUGUGUUGUUAAUACCAAGUUUUGCAAUCAGUUGCUCCCGAGUCCUGCCUUCGUGCCAUAGCCCGAGCUUGAGCUACUUCCUAGUGGUGCUGCUGUGGCAUUAAGUUGAGUCUAACUAGUCCAAAUGGUAUCUGCAGCUUUUAACUGUGUGCCGUGUUUGGUUUUGCAAGUUUAGCAUUAGAAAAUACUGCACUUAAGGUGAAAUGAGAAAAAUGCUAUUUACCAUCAAAAGGCCACUCUUGCUUUGCCCCAUGUACAUUGGGAAACAAGGGGACUUGGUAUCAAAAAUGCUUGUUACAGCUGCAACAUGGCAUCCUUACCCGAUCAAAGGCAUUGUAUUUUCUCAUUUCCAACAUGAGGUGCGAGGAGAAGUUUGCA